This is a messenger RNA of Drosophila simulans, 1700 nucleotides long. RefSeq lists its product as uncharacterized. NCBI's taxonomy places the organism in Eukaryota, Metazoa, Arthropoda, Insecta, Diptera, Drosophilidae. The record is from RefSeq and is a predicted model, not a curated record. The coding region runs from base 263 to 1570 and encodes 435 amino acids. The transcript is spliced from 2 exons.
AUUAUCAGCUGCUAUCUACCGAGAAAUUGAGCUUAAAAAUAGUUUCGUUAUUUUUAGCAAUUCAUUGUUUAGAAAUAUCUAGUAGCUCGCUGGCAUCAAAUUGAUAUGUAAUAAGCUCAAUGACGAUUUCUAAUAGCUAAUUCAAAUGGUUGAAUUGAAAGAUAACAGGAAUGUCAGAUAAGUGAGAUAGAAUGAUAGAUAAGACUUGAAUAAUAAAUGUGUACUUACCUAACCGACGAGGUAUAAAAGCGGAACCCCACCGAUGAAAAAUCCGCAGUGUCGAUCAACCCGCGAUUCGGUCAGUAUCAUGUCCCAGGAAAGCAAUAGAAACACACAAGUGGUGCCCGCUUGGCUCACUCGCGACUACGUGGAGCAGAAGCUGCGUUCCUACUUCAAGAAUGACACCCUCCGCCUGGUGAACCUGGACAUCAAGCUGGCCCUUGGCAACGGGGAGAACUACUCCAGCGUGAUAACGCGCAUCUAUAUGGAAUAUACGACGGAUAAGUCAAAGGAUAAGCAAUCCACCAGAUUCCUGGUGAAAGAGAGUUUCGCCGACGCAGGUCCGGCGGCGCAGGUUCUCCUGAGCUACGGAGUGUACAACAGGGAAUUGGACCUGUAUGAGCGAAUCCUGCCCCAGAUGGCGGAUGUGGUGCGAACUGAGCUGGCAGACUCCCGGAAACUAUUUGCCGGCACUGUUUAUGUUGAUCGGAAACGAGACUCGAUCAUCUUCGAGGAUAUGUCGCUGGAGAAUUACAGAGUGGCCGAUCGGCUCAAGAAACUGGAUCUGAAGCACACGCAUCUGGUGCUCGAAAAGCUGGCCAACUUCCAUGCAGCCGGAGCAGCCUUGGCCGAGCGACAGCCUGGAAUCUUUGCGAAGAAUUUCGAUCGUGGAUUCUUUAACCAGCAUACCCGCGGCUACGAACCCAUUAUGAAGAAUCUUCUGAUGGCUUUGUCCCGCUCCCUGGAGCUGGAGCCGGAUCUGCGCCAGCGUUACCAGGCGAAGAUCGAUCGACUGGUGGAGAACGUAAUGGAGUAUGGAGAACGAUCGACGACUAUUGUUCCCGGUGACUUUUUGACCUUGGCUCACGGCGAUCUCUGGACCACCAAUAUUAUGUUCCAAUACGACGACGCAGGACAUCCCAUAAAUGCCAUCUUUAUUGACUUUCAGUUCAGUGCUUGGAACUCGCCGGCCAUCGAUCUGCACUACUUCUUUUCAACGGCCUUGCAGGCCGAUAUUCGACUGAAGAAACAGCCAGAGCUGGUCCAGUUCUACUAUUACAAACUGAAGGCAGCUUUGAAGAAAGUCCAGUAUACCGGAAAUGUGCCGAGCCUAUUCGUCUUCCAUCAGCAGUUCAGGAACAGAUCCUUCUAUGCUGCCUUCGCAUCCCUGAUCUUCGAGCCAACGAUGACGUACACGGGCAAGGAAGAGGCAUCAAUGGAUCAGAUAAUAUCCCUUUCGGAGAAGGGAAUGCGCUUUAAGGAUGACGCAUUUCAGGCGGAGGAAAUCAGGAAAAAGAUGCGUCUCACUUUGCCCUUCCUUGAUCAUUUGGGAUUACUAGACGUGAUGUAAAGUUAAAAUAGUAAUAUUAUCGUAUUUGUAGAUUUUAUACUGGCUUAAAUAAAUUUAUAUAUUAAAAUGUAUGUAUUUGUAUUUAAAUACAAAAUAAAUUCGAUUACUUCACCUGCUAUUGCUUACUUUU